GGCGCAGGCUCAGCUUUCGGCGCCACGGCAAGUCAACUUCAACAGCUUUGUGCGAAAGAUUGUCGCCCUCACCUUUCCUUUCUCCCGACCACAAGUGUAGCGGAACCCGUGAGUACUCUCUCACUGGCGUACGGACAAACUGCUCUUUGGGGUCAUUCUUUAACGAAUAAAGUCGGUGGUGUUACCCACUUGUAACAUUUCUCACUCGGUACUGCUGCAAAGAAUAUAAUGAACAAAAUGAAAACCUCAGUGGAAGGCAGGAAAGCAUCACUAAAGAGAAAAGAAAAUAUAAUGUCUUCUCAAAAGAAGAAACCAUGCUUCAAUCGGAUCAAGGAAGAGUUUCCAAAGGAAAAUGAUUUUCAUUCUUUUAAGGAUCCUGGUGAGAUUUACUCCAUCAGGGAAAAACUACUGUCUUGGUAUGACAAAAGCAAAAGGGAGUUGCCAUGGAGGACAGUGGCUAUGACAGAAUCCAAUUUGAACAAAAGGGCCUAUGCAGUUUGGGUAUCAGAGAUAAUGUUGCAGCAAACACAAGUUGCCACUGUGAUUAACUACUAUAACAAAUGGAUGCAGAGGUGGUCAAACCUGCAGGACCUUGCUAAAGCCACUCUUGAGGAAGUUAAUGAAAUGUGGUCUGGUCUUGGAUAUUACUCCCGCGGAAGAAGACUGCAUGAAGGAGCACAAAAGGUUUUGUCAGAGUUCAAAGGUGACAUGCCAAAGAGUGCAGAAGAGCUGCAAAAGCUGCUGCCUGGUGUUGGGAGAUACACAGCUGCUGCUAUUGCCUCAAUCGCAUUUGGGCAGGUAACUGGUGUGGUUGAUGGGAAUGUCACACGAGUUCUGUGCCGUAUGAGAGCAGUUGGAGCAGACUGCACCAGCCCGUCAGUGAUUGAAUCCCUUUGGAUAUUGGCUAAUACCUUGGUGGAUUUGGUUAGACCAGGAGACUUUAACCAGGCUAUGAUGGAGCUGGGAGCGACUGUCUGCACUCCCAAAGCUCCCCUUUGUGCAGAAUGCCCUGUUCAGACCUACUGUAGAGCUUACCAAUGGGUUAUAAAAGAACAGGAAAUGGUCUCAAAGAAACUGCCAGGUAUCACUGUUUCAAAGAUCUCCUCCACCCCAGACAUUGAAGAGUGUGGUGGUGGAGGAAACUGCCCUCUAUGUUUGCCUGACAAAGAACCCUGGGAUAGCGAUCUUGGAGUUAUGAAUUAUCCAAGGAAACCUACAAAAAAGCCUCCACGAAUAGAACGCACACUGACCUGUGUGGUGACACGGAAGAGGGAAAAUGAAGAUGCAGAAGAGUAUUUCCUUGUUCAGAGACCCAGCACUGGACUCUUGGCUGGAAUGUGGGACUUCCCUAGUAUUCUAUUGGACGCUGAAGUGAAAGAAAAAAAGCAGAAGCAAAUGAUUUCUGACCGGCUCACAGAAUUAACAAGAAAUCUAGUUCCGAGUACAGAUGUGCAGUACAUUGGGGAGGUAGUACAUAUAUUUUCUCAUAUUCAUCAAACCUAUCUUGUGUACAGUAAUUUAUUUAAUGACACGACUGGAGAUACUGUGAAGCAAGAGGACCUGGAGCAACCUUCUUGCCGUUGGGUUACUGAGGCAGAAUUUUUUCAAUCAGCUGUUCCUACUUCCAUGAAGAAGGUCUUUCGUUUGUUUAAACACUCAAGUGUGAUGGAGAAGGGUGACAAAUGUGGCACGGAAAAACUUGGAAAGGAACAAAAAGGAAGGAAACACAGAGCACCAAAAGACUUGAGUGGACGACAGCUCUCAAUGGACAGUUUUUUACGUCCUGCUCCGAUUAAGCCAUUGUAGUUGGCUUAAUGUCAGAUAAUCAUUCACCUUUCACUUUUUGACAUCUACAGCUAAUUCAGAUAAAGGCCAAAUAUUUGUUUCAUCUCUAAGGAUUUGGUUAUGUUAAAGUCAAUGUUUUGAUCAUAUACCUUCACUGCCAUUUAAAGUUCGCAACUAAUUUAUGCCCAUUGGAGUACAUUUUCUCAUAGAGAACAAUUGCCAAAGUUUUACAUAAUUUCUGUAGUUUUUUAUAAAUUGUUUUAAUUUUAUACUGCAUUUCCAAAAGAUCUUUUAACAGAAAUUCUUAAAGGUAAGAAUUAGUGUAAUCAUUGAUCAUGUUUCAGACAACUUAAUAACUUAAUUCUUCAUUAAUAUAUAACCUAUAGACACUGUUUCACUUAUGCUGUUGACUUUUGUACUGAUAUUUUCCAUUUGUCUCAGCCUAAAGGUAGUUGGGUGUGUGUAAGAUCACCAGGCGGUUUGAACAAGGCAACGUGCAGAAAUGUUACACUGUGUCCCCUUCUACAAUUUACCAUGAUCUGAGUAGAACUGUUAGUAAGAAUUGUCAAAUAAAGACCAUAUCCUUCCCACUCACUUUGUAGGAAGGCAGGCUUAAUCACGGGCUGAAUUAUUUCCAUCUAAAUCUAAUGUACAGUAACUUGUAAUCGACUGAUGACUGCCUCCUGAGAAAAUGGCUAGGCUCUUGCAGUAAGUCACCUUCUACCCUGUCCGCUCUUGGAUACUGGAUAACUUGGUAAAAAGAAAUAAAAAUAGUUAUCCAAAUCUGGCAAUAUAUUUCAAGACAGUAUUCAUUUAGCUUAUAAUUUUCCUUUUAUGUUUCGAUCAAACAGAAAAUGUAUUUUCGUAGAGGCUCAUUAAUAAAUUUUAUUUUUUGUGAAUCCAAUAAAUCUAUAGUGUUAAUGGGAGCUCCUACCAUCAUAUGUUGUGCUAUUAGGGCAAGAUAAAAGUAAUGUUCAGAGAAUUUUUAUACUAAUAUUGAUUUUGGAGAUUUCUGCUCUGUAUAAAAGCCUGUGUAACCUCAGGUGCAUAUGUAGACUGCAAUUUGUAAUUGGUUGUAUUGUGUAGUGCCAUCUUGCUUUAAUUAUUGCUUCUCAUAAGAUGUCAAUCAUUGUUUCUGAGAGAAAUUGUACCAUUACUUGAGUGUGGAACAUCUUUUUACCUGUUUUAUCUGAUGACAAACAUUUUGUAUCUUUUUAAUGAUCAGCAGUUUUCUAAAUAAAUGCUCUGAAGUAGA
Hypanus sabinus (Atlantic stingray) is the source of this 3040-nucleotide messenger RNA. It is a transcript of the gene mutyh, whose product is annotated as mutY DNA glycosylase. Gene Ontology annotation, biological process: mismatch repair; base-excision repair. Bases 229 to 1806 code for a protein of 525 amino acids. Gene Ontology annotation, molecular function: purine-specific mismatch base pair DNA N-glycosylase activity; oxidized purine DNA binding; 8-oxo-7,8-dihydroguanine DNA N-glycosylase activity. The transcript has 16 exons. NCBI's taxonomy places the organism in Eukaryota, Metazoa, Chordata, Chondrichthyes, Myliobatiformes, Dasyatidae. Gene Ontology annotation, cellular component: nucleus. The record is from RefSeq and is a predicted model, not a curated record.